Messenger RNA from Pecten maximus, 662 nucleotides. Its product is annotated as ATP synthase-coupling factor 6, mitochondrial-like. Bases 78 to 410 code for a protein of 110 amino acids. Gene Ontology annotation, biological process: proton motive force-driven ATP synthesis. The record is from RefSeq and is a predicted model, not a curated record. The transcript is spliced from 4 exons. Gene Ontology annotation, molecular function: proton transmembrane transporter activity. NCBI's taxonomy places the organism in Eukaryota, Metazoa, Mollusca, Bivalvia, Pectinida, Pectinidae.
UUAGAUUGAAUUCUCGUGAAAAAUGGGCAACUCUCGUCCUUUUCGUUAUUCUGCGAUAUCAUUGGCUCAGAGUCAUCAUGUUGGCGUCCAGAUUAGCAGCAGUAGGGCGUACUGUCCAACUCCAGGUUCGCCGAAACUUUGGUGCAUCUGCCAUUGCACUGCAGAAGGCUGAUCCAAUACAGCAGUUGUUUCUGGAUAAAAUUAAAGAAUACAGACAGAAUGAUGUCCGUAAGGAGGCCGCCACUGACCCCGAUAUGUUGUCUGAACUAGAAAGACUGAAGGGAAUGUAUAAAGUACAGGAAGGAGAAGAUAUGACGACACUAUCAGUUCCAACAUACCAAGAUAUUGGAGUAGAAAACAUUGAUCUCGGUACAACCACCUCAGCGGACGGAGUGGAAGUAACAGAAUAAAGAAACAAACGAGAGUGGACUAAUUAUGUGAUACUCUACAAAACAACCGUAAAACCUGGAACAAAACAGAACAUCGUUUUGGAACUGGCAACAAUUGUAGAGAUAUUUAUUAUGUUAUUCUGGAUAAAAAAGCGAAAAUAUGUGAUGGACAUAGAAUUGUGUGAAUGUAGGGUAUUUCAAGUUUGAUUUGUACAUAAAGAUCACUGGAUGAGUGUAACAGAUGUUACAUAAUAGUCUGGUGGAAGGAGAUAA